UACACAUCUAUUUUUACACUUAUAUAUAUAAUAGAAGAACAGGUCUAAACUUCUCAUUUAUUUGCAAUGAAAACCCAAUCUUUGUUUUCAUGGCUGACACCAGCUGUGUUAACAAUUUUAUCUUUUUUGAUUUCUUUCGUUUUUGGUACUGAAACCAUACCUAAUAGCCCUUUGAUGAAACCUCUGCUUCCACCUUUGAAGACACCCUAUGUUGCUCCAGAUACACCUAAAUAUAAUUAUGCUGAAGUAAUCCAUAAGAGUUUCCUCUUUUAUCACGCUCAAAAAUCUGGUAUUUUGCCCUAUCAACGUCUGGCCUGGCGAUCUGAUUCUUGUUGGGUAUGUAUUGGUGAUUUUGGUGAAGAUUUAUCUCGCGGUUGGUAUGAGGCAGCUAAUACUAUGAAGUGGGGAUUACCCCUUGGUUGGACUGCUACACAGUUGGCUUAUAAUAUUGUGAUCUUUGAAGAUGCAAUGAAUUCUGUUGAUGAGCUUGCUGAAGGCCUUGAAUUAAUCAAAUGGGGUGCUGACUACAUAUUGAACGCACAUUACAAUGAUACUUAUAUUGUUGGUCAAUUAGGAACAGCUUCAUUAGGUCCUAUUUCAAAACUAAUUGAGCUAGAUGUUGACUUCAACUAUUGGGGACCACCUGAAGAAUAUGAGCAAUGGGUUCCUUCUGGUUUACCUCAUAAGGCUUCAUACAUUUCACCUGAAAACCCAUCUUCUGAAAUUGUUGGUGAAUAUGGUGCUGCCUUGGCUGCUAUUUCAAUAGCUUGGAGAAAGCAUAACUCUACUUAUGCUGACAUUCUUCUUGACCAUUCUAAACGGCUCUUUAAAUUCGCUAUUGAUCACCCAGGUAGCUAUGUUACCUCUCGGCAGAAUGCCUUUCAAUGGGCUACAUUUUGGUACCCUUCUACUCGUUAUGAAGAUGAAAUCGCUUGGAAUGCUGCUUGGCUUUAUGCAGCUACUAAAGAGGAGUAUUAUCUCAAUGAAGCCAAAAAAUGGUAUGAAAAGGCUUCCGAUUCGUGGAUUGAGUACUCAUGGGAUGAAAAGGGUGCUGGAAUUCACGUAUUGCUGUAUACGUUAACAAAGGAACCACAAUUUUAUAGAAAUGCUAUGAAUUAUUUCAAUCAAUUCUUACCUAAUAAUCCUAAACAAAUUGUCAAAUUCACACCUCGUGGACUAGCUUAUAUAGAUCAUUGGGGCUCUGUUGGAUAUUCAGGCAAUGUUGCCUUCUUGAUGUUGGCAUUUGCUAAAGCUAUUGGAUACGAUAGAAAGGAAUCUAAAGCUAUGAUUACUUUUGCAACUCAACAAAUUAACUAUGCUCUAGGUGAUUACGGCUAUAGUUGGGUUGUUGGCUUUGGUAAUAAUUAUCCAUCCAAACCUUACCAUAAGUCUUCCUAUAAUUCUUAUAUUGAUUAUCCUAUGCGUGGUGCUAUGCAAGAUAAGGUCGAACUUGAUUUCUCUGAAUCAAAAACACAACAACGCUUCAUUUUAUAUGGUGCUGUUGAAGGUGGACCUAACAUUGAUGACACUUGGUAUGAUGAUCGUACCAAUUAUGAAUAUUCUGAAGUCACCCAAGACUAUAAUGCUGCUUGGACUGGUGCUCUUGCAGGUCUUAUUGAUUAUUAUGGUGCUGAAAAAUUUGAACCUUACACCGAUUGUGAUCUUGAUCUUGGAUGGACUCAUCCCAAUGCUUCAAAGCCUCCUGCGUGGCCAGAAGAUGAUUGUUAUCAUACAUGUAACAAGGGCUGCCCAAGAGGGGAAAUGAAAUCUUCUUUUACUUGGAAGUUAUUAACGACUCCACAAGAAGAACUACCUCAAUUGCUUGAUGUACUUUAUCCUGGACAAGGCUUAUUAAAAGCCGCUGCUCUUGAGGGUAAGACAUUAGCUGAUUUGAAAGGCGUUAGCUCUAGCUCUGUGGCAAAUAAUAAUAAUGAAAUGAAUAUGAACAAAGCUGCCAACCCGAAUAUAAAUGAAAAGCAUGAGCAAUUUGCUUCAAGAUCAGGAAAUUCUUAUAAUGUUUCCUAUUUAUUAACCAUCACCAGUAUAUUUGCUGUUAUUUACCACUUUUUUUUAGUACUCUAAUCCAUAGUUUUUACAAAACACUUUUUACUUAUAUGGGGAGUUUUUUUUCUUUUCUUUUUUUUAGAAUAUAAUUAA
Cokeromyces recurvatus is the source of this 2157-nucleotide messenger RNA. Its product is annotated as Six-hairpin glycosidase-like protein. Bases 67 to 2082 code for a protein of 671 amino acids. Gene Ontology annotation, molecular function: hydrolase activity, hydrolyzing O-glycosyl compounds. NCBI's taxonomy places the organism in Eukaryota, Fungi, Mucoromycota, Mucoromycetes, Mucorales, Mucoraceae. The record is from RefSeq and is a predicted model, not a curated record. Gene Ontology annotation, biological process: carbohydrate metabolic process. The transcript has 2 exons.